Molecule: messenger RNA, 243 nt
Organism: Fibroporia radiculosa
Lineage: Eukaryota; Fungi; Basidiomycota; Agaricomycetes; Polyporales; Fibroporiaceae
Exons: 6
Coding region: 1-243 (80 amino acids)
Source: RefSeq, a predicted model, not a curated record
AUGCGUUUCUCCACUGCGCUUGUUGUCAUCGUUCCCCUUGUCUCUGUCGCCGUUCUGGCUGUUCCUGCUCCGCAAUUAAAGCCUAAGGGGUGGCUGAAGGAAGAUCUUGCAGCCCGACAGUUAUUACAGCCUAAAAGAAUGGAGCCUGAGGAGUGGCUGAGAGAAGACCUUGCAGCCCGACAGUUAUCACAGCCUAAACGGAUGGAGCCUGAGGAGUGGCUGAGAGAAGACCUUGCAGCCUGA